Brassica rapa (field mustard) is the source of this 2250-nucleotide messenger RNA. RefSeq names its product transcription factor TCP4. NCBI's taxonomy places the organism in Eukaryota, Viridiplantae, Streptophyta, Magnoliopsida, Brassicales, Brassicaceae. Gene Ontology annotation, cellular component: nucleus. The record is from RefSeq and is a predicted model, not a curated record. Gene Ontology annotation, molecular function: sequence-specific DNA binding; DNA-binding transcription factor activity.
AACUAAACUAAACUUUGAUUACCCAAAAAGAAACAAAGUAAAGAAAAAGGUGAAAUAUUAAAAAAGAAAAGAAAAUUGAAUGUGGGAAGAGAAGAGAUGAGAAAGAGAGAUCUUUAAUGAAAGAGCAAAAACACUGUCAUCUUACCAGUUGCGUCAUCAUCAACCCACAACACUCUCCUUCUCUUACUUUACUUUACCAUCCUCUUUAAAUUUUCCCGAGAAACAAAAAAAAAAAAAAUCGAAAAAGCUUUUUUCGCUGGGGUUAUUUCUUGAUUGGUCAGUUACUCAUCUCUCUCUCUCUCUAUCUCUCCUCGCUUGCUUCAUCUGUUUGGUCUCCUUCUUACUUUUUUUUUAUAGCAAGUACAUAGAAUUUUAAAAAGAGAAGUAGAGAGAAAGAUUCAGACAUGGGUUAGUCUUCAGUUUUCAACAAAUCCUCUUCUUCUUCUUUGGCUUUUUUAGGGUUAGGGUUUUUUAGGUGAGAGAGUAUGCGUGAGUUACAUCCUUUUUGAGCUACUCUGGAUUCUUUACACGACCGCCCUCUCCGCCGUCGCCGCCUCAACCAAGAAGAAGAAGAAGACGCCGAGCUUCCUCAAUAUGCCCAACCAAUGGCAGACGAAGCUCACAACUUUCUCCACCCUCCAGCACCACCACCGCCUUCUUCAAUGAGCCACCGCGAGGCGGCGAACGGCGGCUGCGGCGAGAUAGUCGAGGUGCAAGGAGGUCACAUUGUCCGGUCGACGGGAAGGAAAGAUCGGCACAGCAAAGUCUGCACGGCCAAAGGGCCACGUGACCGGCGCGUGAGGCUAUCGGCUCACACGGCGAUUCAGUUCUACGACGUUCAGGACCGCCUCGGCUUCGACCGGCCAAGCAAAGCCGUCGACUGGCUUAUCAAGAAGGCUAAAGCUUCCAUCGACGAGCUCGCUCAGCUUCCGCCGUGGAACCCCGCCGACGCAAUGCGCAACGCCGCCGCAAACGCGAAACCGAGAAGAACCGCCGCUAAAACUCGAAUCUCUCCGUCGCCGCCGCCGCCGUCGCAGCAGCAACAGAACCAGCUUCAGUUCGGUGGAUUCGACGGAGCGGCGGAGCAUCGGGGGAACGAGAACGAGUCGAGUUUUCUCCCGCCGUCGAUGGAUUCGGAUUCUAUCGCUGACACUAUAAAGUCGUUCUUCCCGGUGGUUGGCUCUUCGACGGAAGCUCCUCCUCCGAACCAGCUUAUACACAGCAACUACCAUCAUCAUCACCCACCGGAUUUGCUUUCUCGAACUAAUAGCCACAACCAAGAUCUCCGUCUCUCGCUGCACUCCUUCCCGGAUGGUCCACCGUCGCUUCUCCACCACCACCACUCCGCGUCCGCCUCCACCGCCGAGCCAGUUCUGUUCUACGGGCAGAGCAAUCCGCUAGGGUAUGACACGUCGACGGGUGGUUGGGAGCAGCAGUCAAUUCAGAGGCUGGUGGCUUGGAACAGCGGCGGAGCAACCGAGACAGGAAACGGAGGAGGAGGAGGAGGAGGAGGGUUUCUCUUUGCUCCUCCAGCUCCUUCGACGACGUCGUUUCAGCCAGUACUUGGCCAAAGUCAGCUUUAUUCUCAGAGGGGUCCCCUUCAGUCCAGUUACAGUCCCAUGAUCCGUGCUUGGUUUGAUCCUCACCACCACCAUCAGUCCAUCUCCACCGAUGAUCUCAACCACCAUAUUCCUCACCCGGUUCACCAAGGUGAAUUCUCUUCCGGUUUCCGCAUACCAGCACGGUUUCAGGGCCAAGAAGAGGAGCAGCACGAUGGUUUCUCCAACAAACCGUCAUCUGCUUCCUCCAUUUCUCGCCAUCGUUAACAAUCCAAACAAUUAUCCUCUUUGUUCCAGGGCUUGUCAAGCUUCCAUUCACAUUGAAAGCUUUGGCUUAGAUUGUUCGGAACAGGGAUGACGUUUGUAUUCAAUGGCUUGAAAGAAAAAAGGCAGGAAAAGGAUGAAAGAGUAGAGAAAAAAGACCAUACAGUCUCAGGUUCUUCUUCUUCCAGUAUCCUCCUGACCUUUGUCAUUUGUAAUUUUCAUCUUUUUUACCUGUAGCUCAGUUAAGGUUAGAUUCCAAGGUUUCUUUCUUGUUGUUGUUGUAUCUGAAAACCUUUUUGUUGUGUGUUGUAUCAUCAUCAUCAUCCUCUUGUUACUCCAAUAGCCAGAUACUUGAGAAAUUUCAGUUCCCUGUUCUUGUUCUCCAUGGAUGCUGUAAUAAAGUCUUGCACUUUCUCUUUUAUUUUCA